CCCCAAGCCUGCUCACAAUGAGGAUCUUCGCCUUCUUAGCUCAACUCUUGGUGAUCGCCUACUGCCAGAACGACGGCACCAAAAGACCAGCAGACGAAUGCCAGGUUACGCCAGUGAUCCAUGUUCUACAGUACCCAGGAUGUGUCCCCAAACCUAUUCCAUCUUUCGCCUGCACUGGCCGCUGUUCUAGUUACAUCCAGGUAUCAGGAUCGAAAAUUUGGCAAAUGGAAAGGUCCUGCAUGUGCUGCCAAGAAAGUGGUGAGCGAGAGGCCAGCGUCACCCUUUUUUGCCCCAAGGCUAAACCAGGAGAAAAGAAAUUUAGAAAAGUUAUGACCAAAGCACCAUUGGAAUGCAUGUGCAGACCUUGUACAUCCGUUGAAGAGAGUGCUGUAAUCCCACAAGAGAUUGCUGGACUUACCGACGAAGGACCUCUUAACCAACACUUCGUUAAGCCCCAGUAGCCUUUGGCCCGAAACAAAACGAAGAUAAGAAGAAUUGAUGACUUGAAGAACCUAUUUGGAUGAAGGGAAAGAAAAAGCCACUGACCUACAGUUUCUUCAUUUCCAUGCUGGAGGUCACAAAAUGGCUGUGAUUCUUUAAAAAAAAAAUUAAUAAAAUAGCGAUUUGUUUUAUUAAAAAUGUUGUAAUAUGAUCAGACAAACAUAUAAAAUAAACAACGCCAACUAAAAUUUAAAUAUAUUUGUAUAACAACUUUAUGAAACAAAAUGUUAUAUGACUGAUUAAAAUUGUAAGUUCAUUGUAUUGGUAUUUAUUAAAAUAUAAACUAUAAUAAAUUAACGAUUUUGGUUUUAAUUAUAAAACAAGUGAGCAUCAUUUUUAAUGUAAAAAUAAAAUAGUACAACUUUAUUCUUAAAAAGAAAAAAUAGAUCUGAUGGAAUUAUGAAUUAUAUUGUAGGACUUUAGUAAGAAGAAAAUUGAACAGUCUGUAUUUAAGUGACAUUUCUGUUUUUAUAUUAUAAUAAAACAUUUAUUUAAGUUUCUUU
This is a messenger RNA of Nezara viridula (southern green stink bug), 1004 nucleotides long. NCBI's taxonomy places the organism in Eukaryota, Metazoa, Arthropoda, Insecta, Hemiptera, Pentatomidae. The record is from the annotation of a GenBank genome assembly.